This is a messenger RNA of Xenopus laevis (African clawed frog), 4702 nucleotides long. It is a transcript of the gene nsd2.L, whose product is annotated as nuclear receptor binding SET domain protein 2 L homeolog. The transcript has 23 exons. NCBI's taxonomy places the organism in Eukaryota, Metazoa, Chordata, Amphibia, Anura, Pipidae. Gene Ontology annotation, molecular function: histone methyltransferase activity; DNA binding; nuclear receptor binding. Gene Ontology annotation, cellular component: chromosome; nucleus; nucleoplasm. Gene Ontology annotation, biological process: chromatin remodeling. The record is from RefSeq and is a predicted model, not a curated record. Bases 521 to 4423 code for a protein of 1300 amino acids.
UCCUACCGACCAGAGCCGGGCCCCCCGGCGGCUCUGUGUUACAGGAGGGGAGGGGAGUGGGCGGCUGGGCCUGAAACUUGGCGGGAUCAGCUCUGUGGGAAUGAGCAUGUAGUGUUUAAUAACGGGCUGGUGGGCUCUCUAUACUGUGCUGCUGCCAUGGAAUGAGCCUGAGCACAAUCAGCCCGAGAUCCCGUGUUUGAGUGGCACGCAGGGGCUGCUGGGUAUUGUAGUUCAGAGUGCAUAUGCGCAGCCACAGGGCAGGUGAAUGAAGCGAAUUUUGGAUGCUCCCGUAUCCCUUUAAAGUGAAAAACAGCCACCAAAUGAGUUGGCCUCAUUGCUGAAAGGUGGAGUUGAGCCCAUGUGGAGCAACAAAUACUGAUGUAUCAUGGGUCUUAAUGACCGUUUAUAAGCUUUGUUCUGUCCAUGUGGCUGUUUCUUCAUUUUUGGAUCAUAAGCUGUAGCGUGAAAUUUGUGAGAACUACUUAUUUUUCUCUAAAUUGCCGAAAACCACCUCCGCAAAAUGAAACAAGUACCUCAUAUUCUUGCAAGUCCAGCUGUGAAGCCAUCCAAUCCAGAAGUGAGUCGAGAGUGUUCUGUGUUGCUUGGAAGAGCUCAGAUUUCGGCCUCUCUCCAAGAGGGGGUAAUACAGAAGCUCAAUGGCCACGAUUCCCUGCCGUUCAUUCCAACCGAGAAGUUAAAGGACCUCACUUCCCGCGUGUUUAAUGGAGAGUCUGGAGCUCAGGAAGCCAAAGUGCUCUUUGAGGCGCAAGAGGUUCAAGGUAUUGAGACGCCACCCAGCACUACUCCUACUAAAAACGGAUCUCCCGAAAUAAAGUUGAAAAUCACCAAGACCUACAUGAAUGGAAAGCCCUUGUUUGAAUCUUCUAUAUGUGGAGACAGAGGCGAGGAAGAGUCUCAACCUGAGGCAAAGGAGAAGAAAAAGAGAGGAAGGAAAAGAAAAAUUAUCACAUCUGAAGCCAAUGAGAAGUCGAGCCAUGAGAUGCCAGCACACCCGGAAUCUUCCAAAAUGCAGUCUCUAUCAGAAUCCGAGUUCCCAGAGAACACAACUGAAGAGGACUUAUCGUUAAAGUAUUCUGUUGGAGAUGUAGUGUGGUCCAAGGUCUCUGGUUAUCCAUGGUGGCCGUGUAUGGUGACAUCUGACCCUGUGUUGUAUAACCACACAAAAGUAAAGGGACAAAAAAAGAAUGUCAGGCAGUAUCAUGUACAGUUUUUUGGUAAUGCGCCUGAGAGAGCUUGGAUAUCCGAAAAGAGUAUGGUGCCCUUCAAAGGAGAAAAUGAAUACGAUCACUUGUGCCAGGAAAGUGCAAAGCAGGCACAUACCAAAGCAGAAAAAACUAAGCUUUUAAAACCGAUAACUGGCAAAAUCCGGGCUCAGUGGGACAUCGGUAUAGAGCAGGCCAAAGAAGCCAUAUUGAUGACUCUCGAAGAAAGGAAAGAAAAGUUUACUUUUAUUUACAUAAAAGACCGUCCUCAACUCAAUCCCAAAGUGGCUGCUGAAGUGGGUAUCCCAGUGGAGUCCCCAGAGAAAAGUAUGGAAAGCCCAAAAAAAGAGGGGUCUUCAUCCUACAAGAGAAGGCGUGUGUCCAGAACCCCAGCUGCUAGUGAAGAGGUUGAUCCUGCUGAUAAAACCACUACUGCAAAAGGACCUGAGAACUCCUCAAACCUUAAAGUUGGGAUGACUUCGCCUGCAAGUAAAAAACGGUCUGGGGCAUAUACCCCAAAGAGCAGGAAGGGAGAUGCCAUGAACCAGUUUCUUGUAUUUUGUCAGAAGCACAAAGAUGAGGUAAUAAAUGAACACCCAGAUGCUUCUGAUGAAGAGAUUGAAGAAUUGCUUGAAUCCCAGUGGAAUAUGCUCAGCAAUAAACAAAAAGCUCGCUAUAACACAAAGUUUGCCAUUCUCACCUCUCCCAAAUCAGAAGAAGACUCUGGUAGCUUGCAUGGACACAAAAGAAACCACUUAAAGACAACGCACAAUCAAACCGAAGAUGCGGAAAUCCAAGAAUCUCCACGGAAAAGGCUCCGGAUCCACAAUCGAAAGCAAAGGGAAAGCUGCAAACCUCCAAAAGCCCGAGCAUCUGCCCCAGUAAAGAACUCAACAGCAGUGUACAACCUGUCUGAUGCAUGUAAGCCUUUGAAGAAGAGGAACAGGAGUUCUGCAGUUUGUUCAGUUGCCCUUCCUGUGAUCAAAAGUUCUUCUCCUGAUUCACUGACUGAGAAUGAGGUCUCUGACAGUCAGGGGGAUGAAAGAUCCGAGUCCCCUUCAGAUAGCGCUGACGAGUCUCAAGCAGAAAUAUCAAUGCUUUCCAGGAAGUCCGAGAGAGGAGUCACGAAAAAAGAAUUGGUGUGCCAGGUCUGUGAGAAGGCUGGAGACCUUUUGUUGUGUGAAGGAGUGUGUUGUUCUGCCUUUCAUUUGUCCUGUGUUGGCCUUUCUACGCGACCGGCUGGGAAAUAUCUGUGUGAUGAAUGCACAUCAGGUGCCCAUUCAUGUUUUGUGUGCAAGGAGAUUAACAAAGAUGUGAAGCGGUGUAUUGUGUCCCACUGUGGAAAAUUCUACCACGAAUCUUGUUUGAGAAAGUAUCCACUCGCUGUGUUUGAGAGUAGAGGCUUUCGUUGUCCCCUACACCGCUGUGCUAGUUGUUACAUCUCAAACCCUUCCAAUCCUAGAACAUCUAAAGGUAAAAUGAUCCGAUGCGUUCAAUGCCCAGUUGCUUAUCAUGGAGGGGAAUCCUGUGUCAUUGCUGGAUGUACAGUGUUAACUCCUACCAGCAUCAUCUGUUCUGCUCAUUUUGCUGCUAGCAAAGCAAACAGCCAUCACGCACACAUCAAUGUUAGCUGGUGUUUUGUGUGCUCCAACGGAGGGAGCCUGCUAUGCUGUGAAUCCUGCCCAGCAGCCUUUCACCCCGAUUGCUUGAAUAUCGAAAUGCCCGAUGGCAGCUGGUUUUGCAAUGACUGCAGAUUAGGGAAGAAACCACGAUUCAAUGACAUUGUUUGGGUGAAGCUGGGGAACUAUAGGUGGUGGCCUGCAGAAGUGUGUCAUCCGAAGAAUGUGCCUCCAAAUAUCCAGAAAAUGAAACACGCAAUUGGUGAAUUCCCUGUUUUCUUUUUUGGGUCCAAGGAUUAUUACUGGACUCACCAAGCUCGGGUCUUUCCAUAUAUGGAAGGAGACCGGGGUAGUAAACAUCAUGGAGGCAAAAGCAUUGGCAAAGUGUUCAAAAAUGCUCUGCAAGAAGCGGAGGCCCGAUUCUGUGAGAUUACAUGCCAGCGGGAAGCAAAAGUUUCUCAGGAAAAUGAAAAGAAGCCACCUCCAUAUAAACAUAUCAAGGUGAAUAGACCUUACGGAAAAGUUCAGGUUUACACAGCCGAUAUCUCUGAAAUUCCCAAAUGUAAUUGCAAACCUUCCAGUGAAAAACCCUGUGGCUUUGACUCUGAAUGUUUAAACCGCAUGCUGAUGUAUGAAUGCCACCCUCAAGUGUGCCCUGCUGGAGACAGCUGUCAGAAUCAGUGUUUCAACAAGCGCCAGUAUCCGGAAACCAAGAUCAUCAAAACUGAAGGGAAAGGAUGGGGGCUCAUUGCAACAAGAGAUAUAAAAAAGGGAGAGUUUGUAAAUGAAUAUAUCGGUGAACUUGUAGAUGAAGAAGAAUGCAUGGACAGAAUCCGACGCGCACAGGAGAAUGACAUCACACACUUUUACAUGCUGACGAUUGACAAGGAUAGGAUUAUUGACGCAGGUCCCAAGGGAAACUUUUCCCGAUUUAUGAAUCACAGCUGUCAGCCAAACUGUGAAACCCAGAAAUGGUCUGUGAAUGGAGAUACACGUGUAGGUCUCUUUGCUGUGCGUGAUAUUCCUGCAGGUGAGGAGUUGACCUUUAACUACAACUUAGACUGCCUAGGUAAUGAAAAGACCAUCUGCAGAUGUGGUGCCCCCAAUUGCAGUGGAUUCCUUGGAGACAGGCCGAAGAACAACUCUGCUUCAUCUCAUGAAGAAAAAGUGAAAAAGCCCAAGAAAAAACUGAAGAGGCGUCGCACGAGGACAGAAGGGAGAAAAGAAUCUGAAGAUUACUGCUUCCGUUGUAACGAUGGCGGAGAACUUGUUUUAUGUGACAGGAAAUUUUGCACGAAGGCCUAUCACCUUUCUUGCCUGUCUUUAACCAAGAGGCCUUUUGGAAAAUGGGAAUGUCCUUGGCAUCACUGUGAUGUGUGUGGAAAGGCUUCGUUGACUUGCUGCUCGUUGUGCCCUAAUUCUUUCUGCAAAGCUCACUGUGAUGAUAAUCAGUUCACAAGGACUGCAGACGGAGAGUUGUGUUGCAUGGAGCAUGACCCGGAAGAGGCUGUUGAAAGUGAAGUUGUUAAACAUCAACCCAAGAAGAAAGCGAAACAAAGGAAGAACAAAAAGACUCGAUAGUCAGCUUUAUUUUGUUGAUCUAAAAGGACUGCAGUUUCAGCUGCCAACACUAGUGUGUACAUACAAAGCAGUAUGUGAAUAAGGGCAAAGGCACAUUUUUCCAUUUUAUUUUGUACAACUAGAGUACACACUUCAAUUCAGGACAAAAAUUUUAUCGCUGAGCCGCUGCCUCUGCACUGAUACUGAACCGUGAUGGUUGCAGUUCAUAAACUGUCAGGGAAAAAAAAAACACAAUUUUUUACACAGCAUUACAGUUAUGCUUUACGGCACAUGGAAAGA